Cornus florida is the source of this 426-nucleotide messenger RNA. RefSeq names its product receptor-like serine/threonine-protein kinase SD1-8. The record is from RefSeq and is a predicted model, not a curated record. The transcript has 2 exons. Lineage: Eukaryota; Viridiplantae; Streptophyta; Magnoliopsida; Cornales; Cornaceae. Gene Ontology annotation, molecular function: protein serine/threonine kinase activity. Bases 1 to 426 code for a protein of 141 amino acids.
AUGGGAAACAAUAGUGAAUCAAGCAAAGAGGCCAUGCACAAGAUUCAUGGGUACGAACUAGGCCGUAUGUAUGCAGGAGCUUGGGAGCAGUUCCAUGUAGAUGCAAUGGCAUGGGGCCUAUGGAAAGAAGGGGCUGCAUUGGAACUAAAGGAUCCAACUCUAGGUAAUUUGUGUUCUGAACACCAUUUAUUGAGAAUCAUUCAUGUGGGUCUUUUAUGUGUGCAAGAAAGUGCAACAGAUAGGCCGACAAUGUCGGAAGUAAUUUCUAUGCUUGGCAAUGAAACUAUGUCCUUACCAGCUCCAAAGCAACCAGCAUUUUUCACAGGAAGAAAUGUGCCUCGGGCAAUUUCAUCAAAAACUUAUAAAAGCGAGUCAAAAGAUUAUUCAGUAAAUAGUUUGUCCAUUUCGAUAAUGGAUGCGCGAUGA